AUGUCGUAUCGCGAAUUAAGGAACCUCUGUGAAAUGUGCCGGAUCGCCGGUUUCCCAAGGCCUAUUUCCAUCGACUCAUUUCGGGAACCGAAUUUCCCACUUGUCGCUGAAUUAUUGGAAUGGAUCGUGUUACGUUUUGAACCAAACGCGCUGAUGUCAACAAAGUGCAGCACUGAGCAGGAGAGGGUAAUCUUCAUCAAAAGCGCAGUGCUGUUGCUGAUUCAGAAUGCGAGGAUCAAGCUGAAUCCGAAAAAGCUGUACAUGGCCGACGGUCACGCCGUCCAGGAACUCGUCCAACCUUUGAAAAUCCUGUCGCUAGCGGAUAGAGGAAGCACGAGUGAGGCCCAUGCCGUGACUAUACCCGUGAUCCGUACGAAAUUGGCGACAAAGCUCCAAGAGGUCCGUCAAUGCGCCUCGCUUGCCGCCCAGCUACCCCAAACCGGGUCGGCGUUGAGCUCGUUGCUUGAGAAGGAGCUGCACUAUCGGGCCGACCGUAGCCGUGCUCUAUCCCGUGCCCUGCCACCGUCCGAAGCCGAGAAAGCACUCCGAAAUGCUACCACAGCGCUUUCGACAUUGGCCACCCAAACGGAGGAUAAACUCAACAACGUUACCUCUGAUGAAAAGGCGCUUGACGAGAAAAUUGAGAGGAAGCGCAGGGAGUACGAGCAGAUGCAGAAGCGGCUGGCUAAAUUGCAGUCAUUCCGCCCUCAAUACAUGGACGAGUACGAAAAAUACGAGACGAAACUGAAGCAAUUGUAUGAUAUUUACGUGCUCAAAUUUCGGAACUUGUCGUAUCUACAACUACAGAUGGUGGAGAUGGAGAGGGCAGACAGGCAGAGACAAGCAGAGACUGAGACUAAUAUGCGACAGGUCGUCGAAAAGAUGCGCACCGACAACGCGAACCAGGCCCCGCCCAUUGACGUCUCCGAGCUGGAUGACGAGCCGGAAGCGAUGCGACCGACUGGAGGAGCUCGCCGCAUCUACGGUAACAUGAUGGGUGUCGGUUUCUCGGAUGAGGAAGAGGACAGUGAUGAUGACGUGGAUGUUAGCGAUGGAGAUGAGGAAAUUGACCAUGGAAGAGCAAUGAAGGACCGAAUUCCGGCCGCUGGCCGUUCUCGAAAGCCGGUGCAGCAUUUGGAGCUUGAAGACGUCGAGGACGAGAUGGCGCCCCGGGAGGGAGAUAGCGGCGAUGAUUUU
This is a messenger RNA of Mesorhabditis spiculigera, 1197 nucleotides long. The record is from the annotation of a GenBank genome assembly. Lineage: Eukaryota; Metazoa; Nematoda; Chromadorea; Rhabditida; Rhabditidae.